AUGGCCAUGGAGGAGCCACUCCUCUCAUCUCCCACCUCCUCCUCCUCCUUAGCUACCACCCCGCCCGUCCUCAUCCGAGUAACAACGAUCCUCACGCUCGCCGCCAUCUCCCUCUGGGCAAACUACGAAGCCUCCAGGAGCGUCGACAUCUCCGUCGUCAAUUCCGCUUAUGGUUCUCGCGCAGGCCGCCUGUUCGACCUCAAGUUCGCCUCCAACGGCAGAGCCCACCGUAUCAUACACCACGCGAGCCAAUUCGUCGAGCAGGUUCUUUACCCCGAUGAAGGGUAUCCUCGCAAGCCGAUCAACCACAUAACGCUGCGUCUCGCCAGCGACGACGACCUCCCCUUCCUCACGUCGGUCAGCCCAGGCUUUGACGCCGGGGAUUACACCAUCCGUCUCAGCCCAAUUCUCAUGUCGGCAGCCGACGCCGACGCCGCUGUGGCCGCAGCGGUGCACCGGGCGGUCGCCAAGCUCUGGCUGUGGGACGGCCAGCGCACGGCUCCGGAGUCACUCCUGGAAGCCGCAGCUGAGUACCUCGCCAUGGCAGCAGGCUUCGGUUCGAGGCCUAACAUCGCCUACGUUGUCGCCCUCGAAUCUAACGGAACACGCUGGUCUGCUGAAUUCCUACAGUACUGCGAAGCCAAGCGCAACGGGUUCGUCGCGGGGUUGAACCGAGGAAUGCAAGAAAGGUGGACUGAGAUCACGGCGGACGAGGCGUUUGGCUCGCCGGUCCGGCAGGUAUACGCCGCCUAUAGGUCGGCGCCACCAGGUCGCAUCAUGGAAUCCUCUGAUUCCACGACGGAUUCGGUGGAGGCGAGGCUGUCCAUGUGA
Molecule: messenger RNA, 831 nt
Organism: Musa acuminata AAA Group (dessert banana)
Lineage: Eukaryota; Viridiplantae; Streptophyta; Magnoliopsida; Zingiberales; Musaceae
Exons: 1
Coding region: 1-831 (276 amino acids)
Source: RefSeq, a predicted model, not a curated record